This is a messenger RNA of Dissoconium aciculare CBS 342.82, 416 nucleotides long. RefSeq lists its product as uncharacterized. The transcript is spliced from 2 exons. Bases 19 to 345 code for a protein of 108 amino acids. The record is from RefSeq and is a predicted model, not a curated record. Lineage: Eukaryota; Fungi; Ascomycota; Dothideomycetes; Mycosphaerellales; Dissoconiaceae.
UGUCGCUAGAAAACCAAAAUGGUCGGAAUCACCACCCUCACAACCGCCCUCAGCGGUGUCGCCAUGCUCGUCGUCCCAGUCGCCGCUAUGCCGGCCGCCGCUCGGGGCCCCUAUGCGGGAGGCGUCGACAUGAACGCUGCCUGCAACAACCAAUGGGGCGCCGGCUGGUCCGGAGGAAACGACAGCAGCAACGACGCUCCUGGCGGAGCGUUCAACUGGUACUGCGCCAACGGCCCUGAGAGACGCAACAUCGAUGUCAACGCGUACUGCAGCCAGACCUACGGAGGCGCGCACGCCGAUUCCCAGGGCGGCAAGAAGUACGACUGGGGCUGCUACUAUAACUAAGCAGCCUACCACAUAGCUGAGACGGAUGUGAAGUGGAACUCCUUUUUUGCAAAUUUAGGGCGAAGGGCUUC